AGUAAAUAUGUCUCUGAUUUCAAAAGUUUGAUCUAUAGUUUUAUCUUAUAGUCAAACAUUUUGAGUUCUGAGAAAUUCAGAUUUUAUUGAAAUACAUUGUUUGACCAGUUCUUUGAUAUGGCAUAUUGCAUGAUUCAUGGAUGAUUUGGACACAUUGUUAAAUUAAUUGUGUUCAGACACUGAUCUGCAACUCUAUGCCUUAUAAAUAUUUGCAGUUCUUGUGACUAUAUCGUGUAUCUGAAGUCAUCACUUGACUUUUUCCUUGCUUAUCAAGGAUUUAAACAAGACAAACUGUAUAAUCUUCUUCCCUUGUAAACCGCUCAAUCAAUCAAUAAUCAUGUCUCGUAAAAUCAACUGGUUGAUGGUUCUGGUGAUCAUUGCUCUGUUUAAUCUUGAAAACUCACUUGGCAGGCUUGUUUUUGAGGGAUCCGCCGGGUUAAUGAAUGGUUUCACGACGUUGACGAGCACCAAGAAGCACGCUUAUGGUCAAGCCUUUGAUGACAAGCCAUUCCCUUUCAAGAAUUCGAUCAACGGUGACGUGACUUCGUUUUCUUUUACCUUCUUCUUUGCUAUCGUCCCUGAGCAUAGACACAAAGGCUCUCACGGUAUGGCCUUUGUGAUCUCUCCCACGAGAGGCAUUCCCGGUGCAUCCGCUGAUCAGUACCUUGGUAUCUUCAACGAUACAAAUAAUGGAAAAAGCUCCAACCAUAUCAUUGCUGUGGAGCUUGAUAUCCAUAAAGACGAUGAAUUUGGUGACAUUGAUGAUAACCAUGUUGGUAUCAAUAUAAACGGUAUGAGAUCUACAGUAUCUGCUCCUGCCGGUUACUAUGAUCAAAAGGGUCAGUUCAAAAACCUUUCUUUAAUCAGUGGAAAUCUACUCCGAGUCACGAUCUUGUAUAGCCAGGAAGAAAAACAGCUUAAUGUCACCUUAUCUCCAGCAGAGGAAGCUAAUGUCCCAAAGUUGCCGCUUCUUUCACUGAACCACGAUUUGUCACCAUAUCUUUCGAAGAAUAUGUAUGUCGGCUUCAUAGCUUCCACUGGGUCGGUCGGAGCAAUACAUUACAUGUGGAUGUGGUAUGUGUUUACCUUUAUUAUUGUUCCACAACUGGAUUUUGCUAUACCAACCUUUCCUCCAUAUCCUAAGGAAGAGUCUCAGGUAAAGCUGAUAGUUCUUGUGACGUGCUUGACUUUGGCUCUCUUUGUUGCGCUUGCUGCAUCAGCUUUUAGUGUUUUCUUAUAUAAGAGACAUAAGAAAGUUAUGGAGGUUCUAGAGGAAUGGGAGAUCGAAUGUGGACCACAUAGGUUUUCUUACAAAGAACUCUUUAAUGCCACAAACGGUUUCAAACAACGUAUAGGCAAAGGGGGAUUUGGUCCGGUCUUUAAAGGCACACUUCCAGGUUCAAAUGCAAAGAUUGCUGUUAAACGGGUUUCUCAUGAUUCGAGUCAAGGAAUGAGAGAAUUCUUGGCCGAGAUUUCGACUAUUGGUCGGCUUAGACACCCCAAUCUAGUCAGGCUUCUUGGUUAUUGCAGAUACAAAGAAGAGCUCUACUUGGUUUAUGACUUUAUGCCCAAUGGAAGCCUUGAUAAGUACCUCUACGGAAUAUCAGAUCAAGAACAACUCUCUUGGAGUCAACGUUUCAAGAUCGUCAAAGAUGUAGCCUCUGCACUCUCCUAUCUCCAUCAUGAGUGGGUACAUGUCGUCAUUCAUAGAGACAUCAAGCCAGCAAACGUGCUAAUCGAUGACAAGAUGAAUGCAUGUCUUGGGGAUUUCGGAUUGGCUAAGGUAUAUGAUCAAGGAUAUGAUCCUCAAACCUCUAGAGUAGCUGGAACAUUCGGGUACAUGGCACCAGAGAUCAUGAGAACCGGAAGACCAACCAUGGGAACAGAUGUUUACGCUUUUGGUGUGUUUAUGCUUGAAGUUUCUUGCGGUAGAAAACUGUUUGAGCCACGAGCAGAGUCGGAAGAGGCUAUUCUUACAAACUGGGCGAUAAAUCGUUGGGAAAACGGUGAUAUUGUAGAGGCGGCUACUGAAAGAGUCCGACAAGAUCAUGAUAAGGGACAGCUCGAGCUUGUUCUGAAGCUAGGAGUGUUAUGUUCACACCAGGCUGAAGAGGUUAGGCCGGAUAUGGCUACUGUGGUUAAGAUCUUGAACGGAGUUUCUGAGCUUCCAGAUAAUCUGCUUGAUAUUGUUAGAUCCGAGAAGUUUGAAAAUUGGUACGAGAGGUACAGCAAAGUGCUUGAUCCGGUGACGACGGUGGAGUCCAUAGGUAACUUGGCCAUUACGGAACCUAUACUUCCGUCGGGCAGACCAAGGUUGUUUCUCUAGUGGGCGUGCAAUCAAUCACAGGCUAAAAUCAUGAAAGUCCAGGCAUUUGGGAUAUAUAAUUGAUUAGAAUUAUAGAUUAUGAGAUAAUUAAGGG
Molecule: messenger RNA, 2420 nt
Organism: Arabidopsis lyrata subsp. lyrata
Lineage: Eukaryota; Viridiplantae; Streptophyta; Magnoliopsida; Brassicales; Brassicaceae
Product: probable L-type lectin-domain containing receptor kinase V.3
Exons: 1
Coding region: 338-2326 (662 amino acids)
Biological process (GO): protein phosphorylation
Cellular component (GO): plasma membrane
Molecular function (GO): protein kinase activity; carbohydrate binding; ATP binding
Source: RefSeq, a predicted model, not a curated record